UAAAAAAUAAAAAUGUCAUGUUCCAAUUUUUAAUUAUUAUUUACGAAUACUUUAGAUUUUAAAUAGUAUUUUACCACUCUUUAGGGCAUAAUGUUAUUAUGUUGUUUUACUAAAUAAUAAACAUUUGUACUUCUACGAUUAAAACUGGAAUUUUAUGUUAAUAAUGACAGUAUUAACGAUGGGAAGACACAAAGAAUGGAGAAAAAUUGUGAAAAGGGAGAGAAGACGGAAACUCCGAAUUUAUAAUGCCAAACAAAGAGACUAUAUAGAAAAACAAUCUUCUAAUGAAUAUAUUAACUGGCUAAAAGAACAAGAAGCAAUGGAUCUAUUUGAAUAUGAACAAAUUGAAAAGAGAAAUGCUGAAGAGAAUCAAAAGUGGAUAGAAGCAGAGAAAAAAGGUCUAGAAAAGUGGAAACAAUUGCAAGAAAAAAAAGAAAUUAUGCUGCAAAAACAAUUAGAAGUUGAAAUGAAACUAAAAUUGGAAAUGCAAUUAGAACAAGAAAAAAAGAAACAGGAGAUGGAGCAAUUAAGACAGUUAGAAGAGGCAAACAAAAGGAAACAAGAGAUUUUCAUGAAUCACCUUCAAGAGUUUUUGUCUGGCCAUGCCAAUGAACCUCCAACAGAGUUAUUAGUAUCACAUGAAUCUAGACCAAAUACUGAGUUUUGUCCCUUCUUCACUAAAACAGCUUCUUGUCGUUUUGGGGAUCAGUGCUCUAGAAAUCAUUGUUAUCCUGGUAUUAGUAAGGUGCUCCUGGCGCCCAACUUUUAUGUUCACUUUGGGUUAAACAAUGCCAAUUACAAUGAGUAUGAUACAGAUGUAAUGCUAGAAUAUGAAGAUAAUGACACAUACAAAGAAUUCAAAGACUUUUUUCUGGAUGUGUUACCAGAAUUUGAAAAAUUUGGUAGAGUUGUACAGUUCAAGGUUUGCAACAAUUAUGAGAAGCAUCUUCGUGGGAACACAUAUAUAGAAUUUGAAGAACUGCGAUGUGCUGUAGCAGCAUACCAGUCUUUACACACACGUUGGUAUGGCGGCAGACAGCUCUCAUUACAGUUUUGCACUAUUGACUCAUGGAAGAAUGCCAUAUGUGGUCUGCAGUCCAAAAGACGUUGUCCUAAAGGGCGUGCUUGCAAUUUUUUGCAUGUGUUUCGCAAUCCAAAUAAUCUAUUUAGCAGUUAUAAUAAUGAAUCAAAACAUAACAGUCAUCGUAUACAUCGGUCACCACGUCGUUCAUGGAGAUGGUCUGAAUCGCCGGAAGUCGAUAUAUCAAGAAGGGAAAUUGAUAAAAAGAAUAACACAAAAAUUACUGAAACAGAAAAACAUGGCGAUUUCAAAUACCACAAAAAAAAAUACAGACGGAAAGAUAGAGAUAGACGUAGUAGGCGACAAAAAGAUUAAAUGCAACUUUUCGAUAUUUUCAUUACUCAACCUACUAUUUCAUUUAAUUAAUUAAAUAAUUGAUAGCUGUAUUGUAUUGAUA
This is a messenger RNA of Achroia grisella, 1478 nucleotides long. RefSeq names its product U2 small nuclear ribonucleoprotein auxiliary factor 35 kDa subunit-related protein 2-like. The coding region runs from base 155 to 1396 and encodes 413 amino acids. Lineage: Eukaryota; Metazoa; Arthropoda; Insecta; Lepidoptera; Pyralidae. Gene Ontology annotation, biological process: mRNA splicing, via spliceosome. The transcript has 8 exons. Gene Ontology annotation, molecular function: pre-mRNA 3'-splice site binding; metal ion binding. The record is from RefSeq and is a predicted model, not a curated record. Gene Ontology annotation, cellular component: spliceosomal complex; U2AF complex.